CCUGGUAUUUAUGGCCCGGGCUUUGGGCAGCCGCGGGGGUGUCAGGAAACUGUGCGGGGCAGCGGAUGAGGCGCUGCGGCGGUGGCUCAGGGCACCUCCCCCCCGGCUUCCCAAACCCUGCCAGGUACCACCCACGGGGGAGGAUGGAAACAUCCGCCGCGCUCUGAGCCGCUCAGGAAGGUAACAGCCUUCCCGCCAAGUCACCCGAGGUCCUGCGUAGGCCACCGACUCGUCCCCUCCACGCCUCCAUCUCUCAGAGCGGGGCCGAGCGGAAAAGCGAGCGAUGGCGGAAAACCUGAGGAAACUAGUCUCCAGCGAAUCCUUACGACCGAUGCAGGACAAGCUGGAGCUCUGGCUGAGGGAGUACAACAGAAACUCAUAUGAUCAAAAUUUAAGUCUUUGCCUCGAAUUCAUCGAACAAGUUGCUAAAGUGCAGGGACAACUCUUUGGAAUCCUCACUGCAAUAGCGCAAGAAGGAGGACGUUAUGAUAAUGUGGAAGUAAUCAAAUCACGCCUUUUGCCUUGGCUGGAGGCCUCCUUUACUGCUUCUCCCCUGGGAAGACCUGUUAUCAGCAAGGCCCCCUCUCCACAGGACACGUUUGAUAAGGAGAAACAGAAAGAGUCUGGUGCUCGGAAUUGGGCUAUACAACAAUUAGCCUCUGAGCUGAACUCAGCUCCUAAUCAAGUCAAUCAGGUUCAAGACGAGGUGGCUGAAACUGAAAAGAAUCUUGAAGAAACCAAGAACAGAUCGACCAUGUCCCUUUUGGCUGCAGAGGAGGAAAUAAGUCAGCUAAGAAAUCAGCUUAAAACUCUUCAAGCCCAGGAGGAGGCCCGUAACAAGAACUCAGAGCAAAGAGGCUUGGCGCGUAAGAGCACAGAGCAGCGGGGUGUAGAGUUUAGGAGCCCUGAUCAGAGAAGCUCAGAGCCUAGCAGCCUGGAUCAGAGAAGCUCGGAGCCUAGGAGCCUGGAUCAGAGAAGCUCGGAGCCUAGCAGCCUGGAUCAGAGAAGCUUGGAGCCUAGGAGCCUGGAUCAGAGAAGCUUGGAGCCUAGGAGCCUGGAUCAGAGAGGCUUGGUGCCUAGGAGCCUGAAUCAGAGAAGCUCAGAGCCUAGAAGCUCGGAGCCUAGAAGCUUGGAACCUAGGAGCCCAGAUCAGAGAAGCUGGGAGCCUAGAAGCUCGGAGCAUAGAAGCUUGGAGCCUAGGAGCCCAGAUCAGAGAAGCUGGGAGCCUAGAAGCUCGGAGCAUAGAAGCUUGGAGCCUAGAAGCUCGGAGCAUAGAAACUUGGAGCCUAGAAGCUCGGAGCAGAGGAGAUCUGAGCAGCAGGGCAUCCACAAGAGCAGCUCAGAUAAGCAGAACGCAGAAGAGAUACGUAAUUAUGAGAAACAGGUCCAAACGCUGAAGGACGAGAUCGCUGCUCUGUGUGCUGAAAAAUCUGCUCUCCAAGGAAGGUCCACCAGGAACCGGUCUCCUAGCCCUGUCCCUCGUAGCCGCAGCCGUAGCCGCAGCCGCAGCCGCAGCCGCAGCCGCAGCCGCAGCCAGAGCCGCAGCCGCAGCCCCAGACACAGCCGGUCAGGCAGCCCCUCCACCGCAAUGGUGAAGAUCAGGACCCCUUCUCCGAAUCGCGCCCGACUGUCCAGUGUGGCGCGCAAGGCUGCCCUCCUGUCUCGGUUCAACAAUGCCUAUUCCCAGGCCCGCCUGGAUGCCCAGUCCCUGUUACGGCGCUGCAUCAACGAAGCUGAGACCGUGCAGCAGAUCAUUUACAUCGCCACAGUGGAGGCAUUCCAUGUAGCUAAAAUAGCAUUCAGACAUUUCAAGACCCGUGUGAGGAAAUCAUUGACAUCGUCUUAUGGGAGGUCGAAUGACUUUGAGGAUGCUGUCUCGGAUUAUAUUAUUUGUCAUCUUGAUCUGUAUGAUUCCCAAAGCAGUGUAAACGAUGUGAUCCGAGCCAUGAAUGUCAACCCCAAGAUUUCAUUCCCUCCGGAAGUUGACUUUUGCCUCCUCAGUAACUUCAUCCAAGAGAUAUGCUGCAUUGCCUUUGCAAUGCAGACUCUAGAACCACCCUUAGAUAUUGCAUUUGGAGCUGAUGGAGAAAUUUUUAAUGAUUCCAUGUACCGGCGCAGCUAUGACUCCGAUUUCACUGCUCCCUUGGUCUUCUAUCAUGUGUGGCCUGCUCUCAUAGAGAAUGACACUGUCAUCAUGAAGGGAGAAGCUGUCACCAAGAGAGGGGCUUUUUGGAAUUCGGUACGGUCCAUAACUCGAUGUCGAAGCAGAAGUUUAAGUCCCAUCUGCCUCCGUAGCCAUAUUGGUUUAAGCACGAUAUCUCAAAGUCGAAGUCCUUCUCCAGUAAGAUAUGAAUUGCCAAGGUUUUAAAGCCACCAGACAUGUUCCUUUGCCACCACACAUCUGCAACAGCCAAGCUCCUCAGCGCCUCCACCUGCCUGCAGUGUCUGCCUCAGACCUCGCUUAAGAUACUGUGAAAAGGCAAUUCUGUGUACCACUCCACAAAUAUAGAGUUAAAUGUUUUGGCUUAACGCAUUUGUAACUUCAGAUAUACUGCAUUUUAUUUCAUGUUAUAGUUACAAAUUCCAUUAAUUUGAUAAAAACUCUUGCCUAGGUGUUUAGGAUCAUAUUCAUUUGAAGCAGAGUCUAUUAUGAAGGUUCAGGAUUUUCAUCCUGAAGUACUAGGCUCUUUAAUAGGAACUACAUGAACAAAAAAGGAAAACCAUUACCAUACUGAGUCCAAAAGACAGGAGGAGUCGUUUUAGUUUACAAAUUGAUCAUAAGUAUUAUAAUUGUUUGAAAACAAUAUUGCUGUUUUCAUUUUCUUUUAAGGUUUGGAAGGCAGCCCUAAUCUCAGGUUGGGAAACUCCUAGCAGUUGCAUUGACUUCAGGCUAAAUGUAGAUGGUGAUGAUUUAAGAGACUAUAUAGUUAUUGGUUUGCUUUUCUUUUUCUACUUUGAGUACCCAGUUUGGUUUAACUGAGUGCUGUAUGUCAAAGCUACUUAAGAUAAUUUUCUUGCUUAAUAAAUGCAGAGCAAUGAUUUGGAUAGAAGCCAGCUUUGAGAUAAAUGUUAAUUACCUAGUGUUUAUCUCCUGGGAAUGUUUCACAUGGUUUUAAUGUAUGUGUUAUAUAGAAAAGCUACAUGGGAGCAGAUCCAAGAUGGUGGAGUACAUCAAUGCUGUGCUUGCUUCAUUCCGUGAGAACAUCAAAAUUACACCUAAAAUAUAGAACAGUCAACCUGGAGAAUCAUCUGAAGUCUAGUUAAACAGAAGUUGUGUAACUAAGGAUAUAAAGGAGAAGCCAUGUAGAGACUGGUAGGAGGGGCAGAGACAUGAAACAGCCUGGCCCCAAACCUCCUUGGGGUGGUCGAACACUGGGAGGGAUAUCUCGGCCACAGAGGUUCCACCUGGAGGACUAAGGGACCCCAGCCCCAUACCAGGCUCCCCAGCCCAGAGUACUGGUGCCGGGAAAAGAGCCCUGACAACACGGGCUGGGAAAAACGGGGGAUUCUGACCGUCUGGGAUGAAAGUCUGUGGGAAACCCAGAGGUCCUCUUAAAAGGCCCAUGCACAGACUCACUUGCUUGCAGGCACUCAAUCUGGGCUCUGGUGGAGGCACAGUGACUCCAGGGGCAUCAGUGAUAUACAGGGAAAGACUGAAUUGUGUGGCUCCUGGGUGAGGACUGGAGGGAUAAUUGCCAUUUCCCUUGUGUGGGGUCUUCUUCCCAAGCAGCUAGCAGGCAGCUUCUUUUCUGUGUUGAGCCCUCCCCCAUGCCUAUGGCCAAAUCUGAAUCUGAAUUGGUCUGGUGAUCUCUGUUGCUCCA
Molecule: messenger RNA, 3821 nt
Organism: Hipposideros armiger (great roundleaf bat)
Lineage: Eukaryota; Metazoa; Chordata; Mammalia; Chiroptera; Hipposideridae
Gene: SPATA18
Product: spermatogenesis associated 18
Exons: 14
Coding region: 284-2368 (694 amino acids)
Biological process (GO): mitophagy by internal vacuole formation; mitochondrial protein catabolic process
Cellular component (GO): mitochondrial outer membrane
Source: RefSeq, a predicted model, not a curated record